UAAUUUUUCUGACAUUUUUUAACUAUAAAUUUUAUAUUAUUUAUUACUUUCUUUCUUGAAUAAAAGAUAUUACUUUAUCCAGGAUAUAUAAUAUAAAAAGAGUAAUCGAUUCGUUCGAAUGCUACGUGCGUAGGUGAUUUUUAUUAUGAUUUGGAAUAAAAUAAGUGACGCCCAAAAGUGUUAAAUUUUUGCUGGUAUUCCAAGUAAGAUGAUGGGUGUUAAGAUGCUGUCACAGACGCCUGACAUUAUUCCCACGUCUCUUAACCAGCAAAAAUGUGUAAAAGCACGUGCGCUGUAUGACAACAUAGCCGAGGCACCGGAUGAAUUGGCAUUUCGUAAAGGUGAUGUCCUCACAGUUUUGGAACAAAAUACUUCAGGCUUAGAAGGAUGGUGGCUGUGCGCUCUAAGAGGCCGACAGGGAAUAUGUCCAGGGAACAGACUGAGACUAUUAGUGGGUCAGUACGACACUGGAGGAUGCCUUGGGGGCAGCAGAGCGGACCUCACCCUAGCUGAAGAUGGAUUACAACGUCAUGGAAAGCGACGGAGUUGGCACGUGCAACCAAAUAGAGUAAUUACUCCACAAAAAUGCGGAGAUGUUUAUCUGUACGACUUACCGGUUAAUAGAGCAAGUCCAGCACCUUCUUCACGACGAGAUUCUCCACUUAAUUCUACAGAUCAUCUUCAUAAUGCAAGCCGUCUAUCUUCUGGUCAGCAGAGCUCUAUCGACAGUGGAGGUGACGUAAGCGACUGUUACGACGUACCACCACGAGCAACACCUGUAAUUCCAUCUCCAGCGAGUAGUCCAAGCCCAGCACCUUCCUGCUACGAUACUCCUCGACCACCAACAUCAUGUACCCCGAAUUCAAAUUGUUCUGGUGGGUCUGGUAUGACACCCUUGGAUUGUUACGACAUUCCUCGACCACUUCAACCACUAACACCCAGCAGCUCUGCGUCCAGCCUUACUAAUGAUGGUUCACUCAGCGGCUCCAAUAGAUCUAGUAUUACCGCGCCUGAUUACGAUAUUCCACGGCCACGUCUUCCAUCAAAUUCAAAAUAUAACACGCCUAUUCACAAAAUAUCAACUACGUCUCCAUCAUCACAGAAUUUACAUCAACAACAGCGACAGCAAAUUUACGACGUACCUGUCAAUCGAGAACUUCCAUUAGAGCUGGAUUCUGCGCUGGAAGGACUGGAAAAAUUACAGAGUGAAGCUUCUGCUGCAAUCGCAAGACUACUAGGAUUUGUUAGUCCUGGAUGGAGAACAUCACAACGGCUGGAUUCAACGCUAAUGGAUUUGAGACUUGCAGCUUUGAGGCUUAGAACUUCGCUUCAUGAUUUAGCCGAAUUUGCAGAAGGUACUCUGGGGAAUGCUAGUAAAGCACCAGAUAAAGGUUUAGCUAACAAGUUUAGACCACUAGUCAAAGCUCUUCGAUAUUCUGAUAAACUUGUCAAGGAAGCUGCUUGGAAAUUGGACGCAAUAGAAUGGGACGCUGCUAAAUUGUCUCGGAAUAAUGAAACUAAAAUUUCAACUAAUAAUUCAUCGCCUUCUUUCAUUUCUUCUAUUCAUCCAGAUCCACUUGAUCAAUUGAUUGCAUGCGCACGAGUGCUCACAGAGGAUGUACGGCAAAUCGCAAGUUUUAUUCAGGGUAACUCAACGCUUUUAUUCAAAAGAUCCUCGAUCAUUUCAACCAGCACCGCUGGCAACAGCACUGAAGACGACGAUUAUGUUAAUCUCGAUUCACGUGAAACAGUUGCGAAGCAAAGAGAAGAAUUGCGUGCAACUCUGCCCCAAGAAUUACGAAGUAGUUAUGAUCUUCUUGUUUCUGAAGCUGAUAAUGCGGCUAUUCAAAUGCCACCUUCCACGCCCACACCCAUGGACCCGAAUGAUAAACAGCUGUUAGCGUUUUACGUCGCACAAGUGAUAACGCACGGUGCUCAUCUGACUCAUGCCAUUGACGCCUUUCUUCAAACUGUUGAACAUAAUCAACCGCCAAAGGUUUUCUUGGCACACGGGAAAUUCGUCGUUCUUAGCGCACACAGACUGGUACAUAUUGGUGAUACUGUACACAGAAAUGUAACUCGGAAUGAUGUAAAAACUAAAAUUCUUGAAUGUGCAAAUUCACUUAGUGAAGCACUUGCUCAGACUGUUUUGAAAACUAAACAGGCAGCUCAAUUUUUUCCAAGUGUCACCGCAGUUCAGGAGAUGGUUGAUAGUGUUGUUGAUGUAUCACAUCUAGCCAAAGAUCUUAAAGUAGCUAUGAUUCAUGCAGCACAACAACCUUAAAAAUUAUCAAAUUAUCAACAAAUUAGUUAAAUAUAAAUCGUCCUUGACAGGACCAUGGGUACAUACAAAUAAAUAGUACUCUAAAGUCAAACUUUACCUCAUCCUACUUUCGAUCCACCGGUAGUAAUUUUAGUGGCCUAAAAAUUAAUGGGUAAAUUAUACUACAGCAUACAGUACUGCCAAAGCAUAUAUGCGUAGAAUAUGAAACUUUAAAUAAAUGUUUCAUUUAUUAAAUUUUUAAUAACAUAACAAUAUUGUAAAGGCCUUUUGGAUAGAUUUAUCAAUUGAUUUUUCAUUUUUUAAAUCAGUGUGCAAGUUAACUAAACUAAAAAUUUUAGAAUUU
Molecule: messenger RNA, 2627 nt
Organism: Cotesia glomerata
Lineage: Eukaryota; Metazoa; Arthropoda; Insecta; Hymenoptera; Braconidae
Gene: p130CAS
Product: breast cancer anti-estrogen resistance protein 1
Exons: 8
Coding region: 209-2284 (691 amino acids)
Biological process (GO): cell migration; cell surface receptor protein tyrosine kinase signaling pathway
Cellular component (GO): plasma membrane; cytoplasm
Molecular function (GO): protein binding
Source: RefSeq, a predicted model, not a curated record